Messenger RNA from Cylindrotheca closterium, 1002 nucleotides. The record is from the annotation of a GenBank genome assembly. NCBI's taxonomy places the organism in Eukaryota, Bacillariophyta, Bacillariophyceae, Bacillariales, Bacillariaceae.
AUGGGCAAAGAAAAUCCUUUUGAACAAAACGUCGCCAUUCAGCAACAGGGUGAAAUAGGCCGAUUCGUGCAUUCGCCAAUGGCAAGAAGCAAAUCCUCCAUGAUCAUUGCCAUGGACUUUUCUUUGGAUAACUCUCCAUCGAUGGAUCGGACUUCCCAAACAAAUUUCAUUUUGAAUAGCAGUGACAUAUAUGAACCCCUUCCUAUCACAGCUACUAGUAUUCAUGAAGAAGAUAGGCCUGGUGGGGUGGGUAUUCAUUCUUUCAUUACUCUAGCGAGUACAAAAUUGGAUUCUCUCCCCGAGAUUGACGAUGAUGCCAUCCUGUUCGAUCGUCUCGCCGAAGUCUGCAGUCUUGGUACUAUCGCUUCUUCCAUCAAGCGUGCCUCACCGAUAGAAGGAAUGUGUCAUUCGGAGGAACCACUUCGCAAGAAGCAGAAACAUGUUGAUGCGGAAAGCGAAGAUGAAUCAUGUCCUCGCUUCAGACCUUAUCAGCAAAAACAUUGGGAUGAACAGUUCGAAGGCCUCUUGACUUUUCGUGCGGACAGAGGACAUUGCUGUGUUCCUCAUGACUAUGAGAACAACAAACUGUUAUCACGUUGGGUUCGACGGCAACGCUAUCAAUACAAACUGAAGCAAGAGAAUAAGAAAUCUACAAUGACUGAUGCUCGCAUCCUCAAGCUGAAUAACAUUGGAUUCGUAUGGGAUUCACAUGCAGCCACUUGGUCCGAGCGGCUCUCAGAGCUCACGGACUAUCUACGUAAAACAGGAAACUGCAACGUUCCAGCGACAUACCCUCCCAACCCCCCGCUAUCCACUUGGGUGAAGUGCCAAAGGAGGCAAUACAAACUUUUCAACAAGGGACUGCCCAGUAAUAUGACAAUGGAGCGAGUAGAGGCUUUGGGUAUGCUUGGAUUUGAAUGGGACCGAAGCAACGGCAAGCGCAAUCGCCGACAAACGAACCCGAAAUCGAAUGUCUUCUGCGCGCUCACCGAAGAACUCUAG